This is a messenger RNA of Nymphalis io (European peacock), 1428 nucleotides long. Its product is annotated as juxtaposed with another zinc finger protein 1. Lineage: Eukaryota; Metazoa; Arthropoda; Insecta; Lepidoptera; Nymphalidae. The coding region runs from base 154 to 1158 and encodes 334 amino acids. The record is from RefSeq and is a predicted model, not a curated record. The transcript has 6 exons. Gene Ontology annotation, cellular component: nucleus.
CGGUAUUGGCUGAUUUGCGCAGUGCGCGCAACUUCCUUUCGGCGCAGCCAACUAUCGAUCGGACUGCGCAAAUGACAUAGACUUUAAAUACUAACUACUUGAAAUAUUAUAAUAUAGUUCUACAUUUGACUAGUCCAUUAUCCUACAUUCGACAUGGCCGUCUUCAUGAUAAACAUCUGUAAAUUUAAUGGCUGCGGCAUAACAUUUCCACGACUAGCGGAUUUAAUUGAACACAUCGAAGACGUUCAUAUCGAUUACGAUCCAGCAGUCGUUGAGCAAAAAGAAGCUUCGCAGCCAGCAUGUAUUCCGCUAAGUUAUGUUUUAAAAUUUUUCACUGAAGCCUCGAGGCGGGAAAUUCAAAAUAUGCCAGCAGCGGCCGACGUGCGCCGGCGCUUGCUUUCUGCGCCCAAAACGCCCUCGGUCCGAAGCAGUACACCUACAGGGAGCGAGAUGGAUGAAGACGAUCUUAUGAGCCCUUCAGAAGACAGUAACGACUCUUGGACAACAGUCGAAGAAUACAGCUCUGAGUUUAUUCUGCGGUAUGGGGUGAAAAUGAACGCAAACGCAUCAUCAGGAGCCCUAGGUCCCGCAGCACAGGAGAAGCCCUUCGCGUGCCCAGUUCCAGGUUGCAAGAAAAGAUAUAAAAACGUAAACGGCAUUAAAUAUCACUCAAAGAAUGGACACAAAAAGGAUGGCAAGGUAAAAAAGGCUUACAAGUGCCAAUGCGGCAAAAGCUACAAAACAGCGCAAGGGCUUAAAAGUCACUCGAUAUCACAACACAUUGUAUCAGCUCCGAGCGAGGCUCGUGCCAACGCGCCCAAAAUGCCGAACCUCGUAGUGACCGCCUCGCCCGGCUCCCGGCCCCCUCCCACCCAAUCCCUGGACAACAUAGAUGCAACGAAACUUGUCCGCAUCUACGACACCAUCAAAACCAAAGAUCUCUCCUCCUUCACUAUCCCCAAACAUAACCUGACUCACCUGAACAUCAUUGCGGCGAACCAAGGCCAAGGCUUACGACAUUCAGUCUUGCUGACUCCGAACUCGUCACCCGUCACAAAUCUCGAUAAAAUCAAGUACGACAGAUCGCCCAAGGUGACUGUGACACAGGAAACGUAUGAAGUUUCUGGUUUAUCUAUGCCGAGCGAUCGUAGAGGCUGAGUAGAGUGUGCAUUAGUUUAAAUCACGCAGUUCCUAUAUGAAAAAUGAAAAAAAAAAUUCUCAUUUUUUUUAAGUUGUUUAUUGAAGGUGGUGAUAUAACCUUGAAAGUUAUUUUAAUUAUUUAUUAUGUUCACAUUAUUUUAAAUAAGUCUAGUCAAAUUACUUUGAAUUUGGGAUUUGUUGCUUUACUAUAAUUACCCGAUCGGAUAUUAAAUAAAAAUAAUGACGUUAUUAAUUCGUUUUUAAAACAAAUGAUAUAUUCUAUCAUGU